Molecule: messenger RNA, 750 nt
Organism: Elephantulus edwardii (Cape elephant shrew)
Lineage: Eukaryota; Metazoa; Chordata; Mammalia; Macroscelidea; Macroscelididae
Product: 60S ribosomal protein L7a-like
Exons: 2
Coding region: 1-750 (249 amino acids)
Biological process (GO): ribosome biogenesis
Cellular component (GO): ribonucleoprotein complex
Source: RefSeq, a predicted model, not a curated record
AUGCUAAAGGGAAAGAAGGCCAAGGGGAAAAAAGUGGCCUCAGCGCCUGCCAUAGUCAAAAAGCAGGAGGCCAAGAAGGUGGUGAAUCCCCUGCUGGAAAAAAGACCUAAAAACUUUGACAUCAGGCAGGACAUCCAACCCAAAAGAGACCAUUCUCGCUUUGUCAAAUGGCCCCGCUACUUCCGACUGCAGUGGCAGAGGGCAAUCCUCUACAAACGACUCAAGACUGUUACUCAACUGCUGAAGCUGGCCCACAAGUACCGACCAGAGACCAUGAUGGAGAAGAAGCAGUUGCUGCUGGCCCGGGCUGAGAAGAAGGCUACUGGCAAAGGUGACACCUCCACCAAGAAACUCCCUGUCCUCCGUGCAGGGGUGAAUACAGUCACCAUCCUGCUGGAGAACAAGAAGGCCCAACUGGUGGUGAUCACACAUGAUGUGAACCCCAUAGAGCUGGUGGUCUUCCUGCUGGCCUUGUGUCAGAAGAUGGGCAUUCCCUACUGUAUCAUCAAGGGCAAGGCCAGGCUGGGCUGUCUCGUCCACCAGAAGACCUGCACCACUGUUGCCUUCACACAGGUGAACCUGGAAGAUAAAGGCGCUCUGGCAAAGCUGGUAGAAGCCAUCAGGACCAAUUACAACAGAUAUGAGAUCUGCCACCACUGGGGAGGCAACAUCCUGGGGCCCACGUCAGUGGCCUGCAUCGCCAAGCUGGAGAAGACCAAGGCCAAAGAACUCGCCACCAAACUGGGCUGA